Molecule: messenger RNA, 838 nt
Organism: Camellia sinensis
Lineage: Eukaryota; Viridiplantae; Streptophyta; Magnoliopsida; Ericales; Theaceae
Source: RefSeq, a predicted model, not a curated record
ACGCUUUCUGCGCUAGGUAUGGGGGUAUCUUUCUCAGGAUCCUCCCGCGGUACCCCCAGUCAGUAUGCGGACUGCUGACAGGCUCUCUUACUCGGAGGUAGUCGGCGCUAUGCUGGGUAGCGAUGCUUUACUAUAUCUCGAGGAGGGGGACUAUGCCACUUACCGUCACAUAUAUUUGAUGCCUCCAUUGACGGGAGCUCGCACCUCGAUGACGAGACCUGCUGGUAUGUCAUCCUCGGGCCAGGCUCGGGCUCGGGCUGCAGACACCCCUUCCGCCAGCGGGGCUGGUGCAUCUAGAGGUGGGGGUAGACCGGUUCCUCUGAUUCCGUCGACUUAUCCUCAUCCUGGAUGGCCAGAUAUGCCAACUGAGUUGAUGGCGUGGCAGUAUGGAGUUAUCUCUCCGACCCCGAUCCCGCUAGAGCCUCCGAUGCCUAGUGAUCGAUACGCCAUUGACCCUGACUCACCGCUGCCACCGCGAGGGUACAUGGAGGAAGUGGUUGGACUGGUGGCCACACUCGAGGGCAUGGUCCUGCGUAGGGAGGCACAGUUGUCUGUCGCGGGCAUUCAGAUGCCUUCAUGGUCCGGUCAGCCGCAGGCCGGGCCACCUGGGCCUCCUUGGGGAGCUGGGCCGUCUGGGCCUUUUCAGGGAGUUGGGUCAUCCGGGCCUUUUAAGGGGGUUAGUUCUCGCAGCGUACGGGGGUAUGGCUCCACUGCCGCGCGGGAUUGGUAUGCCGAGCUCCUGGAGGGCGUCCGGGAUUUGGUAGACUUGGCAGGGUUCGGGCCCUUCUGCGUCGGGUUGUCUCGUUGCUCUGCCAGGAGGACUUUGAUGGCAGCCUUG